This is a messenger RNA of Penicillium hordei, 294 nucleotides long. RefSeq names its product DUF2462 domain-containing protein. The transcript has 3 exons. NCBI's taxonomy places the organism in Eukaryota, Fungi, Ascomycota, Eurotiomycetes, Eurotiales, Aspergillaceae. The coding region runs from base 1 to 294 and encodes 97 amino acids. The record is from RefSeq and is a predicted model, not a curated record.
AUGGUGCAAGGAUCAUUGAAGAAGGCCGGUCCUACCGGCCCAGGCAGGAAGCCCGCCAAGACCACAAGACCCGGUGUCCGCUCCGUCGCGCCCAAGAAAGCCGGCCUGAUUAAGCAGAAGAAACUGACCAAGCAACUCACAUCCGGUCUCGUCUCAAUGACAGAACGCAGUCUCGCGACAAAGGCAGGCCAUCUUGAGCUGUUGGCUGGUGGAAAGAAGGACCGUCUGCAGAAGGAGCGUAACGCGGCUCGCAAGGAUGGGACUUUGAAGUCUGGUCCUAAGAAGGCGACUUGA